AUGAAAUAUGCAGCUGUUCCAGGUUUUCUUGAUCUUCCAUGGGAUGACAGACUUUUGCAGCACGAAAAAUUCGUCCAUAAUGUUUCCAUGUUGAAUAAAUAUGAAGCUAGUUCUGUACAAGUUGUUAAGCCUAUCCAUACAGAGUCUUUAACUGCUUGGGAAAAAAUGGUUCUGUCAUCCCGAAGGAAUACAUUGCAACUAUGCAUCACCAUAGUCAAUUGUUAA
Molecule: messenger RNA, 225 nt
Organism: Heterobilharzia americana
Lineage: Eukaryota; Metazoa; Platyhelminthes; Trematoda; Strigeidida; Schistosomatidae
Source: the annotation of a GenBank genome assembly